UCUGAUUUGAUAGUCUGUGACAGAACCAUUCUUGGAAAUCACAUCCACAAACGGUCUUUGACAAUCCUCCCCAUAGUCAGUCAAAUGAGGUGACAGGGACAGCUUGAGGUAAAAGAGUCGUGAUGAAGCUGUUCUGUUGUGUUACGUUGUUACUAUCGGUCGCUGUUGCAUAUUACAUCUAUACCCCACUGCCUGAAACCAUCUCAGAACCAUGGAAACUCAUGAUUCUGGAUGCAACCAUUCGCUCUAUGUUCUCUCUGGGAGGCCUUUUCCAGUCCUUAGGUGUCUGCCACCAAGUUCAAACUAUACGGUACAUACAAGAGAGCUUGCAAGGACUUGCACCUCUGCCCAGUGGAGGUCCUGAAGGCCACGAUACCACCUUUGCUGGUGUGCAGGUCCGAAUGUAUGAGACCAGUAGAGGGGACAAGGACAGGCUGAGGAGAGGACUGGUCUUUCUCCAUGGCGGAGGCUGGGCUGUAGGAAGUACCAAGGAGCGGUCCUAUGACCUCCUUUGCAGAACGAUGGCAGACGAGCUGAUAGCAGUCAUUGUAUCCGUGGAAUACCGCCUGGCCCCCGAGGUCCACUUCCCACAGCAGUAUGAUGACUGCCUGGAGGCCAGCAAGCACUUCCUGAGGCCUGAAGUGCUGGCCCUGUACUCAGUCGAUCCUGAACGUGUCGGGGUAUCAGGAGACAGUGCUGGAGGAAACUUGGCAGCUGCUGUGGCUCAACAGAUCAGCGUGGAUGACAGCAUUUCAGUCAAGUUCAGAGUGCAGGCCUUGAUAUAUCCUGUGCUCCAAGCCCUGGACUUCAACACCCCUUCAUACCAGCAGAAUCACAACGUGCCCAUUCUUUACCGUUCAUCUAUGGUCCAUUUCUGGCUGGAGUAUCUGGAUGCGGACCACACCUUAAUCCAUCCUAUGCUUAUCAAUAACCACACUGCCAAAAACCAGAAGGUGCUGUCCAAACAUCGUGCCAAGUAUGACUGGACCGCCCUCCUCAGCCCAGAAUUCCAGAAAAACUACAAGCCUGUUGUGCAGCUCAAGGGGUCAUCUAAGAUUCUAAAGAAGGUUCCAGCACUGCUGGAUGUGCGCGCAGCGCCCCUGCUGGCAGAAGAAGCGGUUCUGAGCAGGACGCCACAAGCCUACAUCCUGACCUGUGAGCACGACGUCCUGCGGGAUGACGGUCUGAUGUAUGCCCGUCGCCUGGAGCAGGCCGGGGUGACCGUCACCAGCGAUCACUACGCCGAUGGCUUCCAUGGCUGCAUCUCUUUUGCCUUCGGGCCCAUAAAAUUUGCGGUGGGAGAGAGAGCUCUGCGAAACUACAUCUCUUGGCUUGAUGACCAUUUGUAGUCUUUGUGUUAGAGGUACACCAUGACACUAUACUUUCAUUUUUCAUUAUUUCUUUCAAUACCCUUACCAAAACCACAGAGUGCCUACUGUGGAGCUUUGCUGACUGCUACUUACUUUCAGCUUUUAGUGAAGACACAGAUGCAUUGCAAAGGCAAAAGAUAAAAUGGCUGUUACUAUUUCAGUUACAUCCAUCCACUGUAACUGGGUCUACAAAAGCUAUAUUUUGAAAUGAUACAUUUUUCCACAAAUCAUCAGACAGUCACAUAGAGACCAAGUCUGACAUUUCACUUCUGUUAUUAACAUUUCCAUCACAGAACACUUCCAAAAGUAUUCCUCUCAUUACCCACUAAUAUUCUAUUUACAUUUCAGACCAGACUUGGCUUGUAAAUAACUGCAACACUGACUGACAAUUAGAUUUGAUAUAGCUCAUGUCCCAUUCAAAAUCGAAUUGAGCUCCGUGCCGGUCUUAAGAUCAGUCUGACACCAACAGAGGGGAUUAAUAUACAAGCCUGAAUAAUAACAAAGUAUACAAAUAUGAUUUACAAAGGCAAACACUGCUCGUCUGUGCAUUUCAGCGUGGUUUCUACAAACACUAAACACUGGCAUGCCCGAUAUAACCUCCUCUGUCUCCAAUCUUUAAGCUUGGGCAGUGAUGCCAUGAUAAAUUACUUUCUGAUGACAGGCUAAUGCAGAUCCAGGUGCACAAUGAUGAAAAGGCCACAUACCAAGCCUCAUGUCCCUGAGUCCAGAGAGAAAAUGGAGAACUCACAUUCCAUUUUAGCUCCCUCACGAGUCAACCCCAUACAUGCAGAGUGAAAAUAAUGAUCAAAUAAUUUCAUUUUUAUAUAGUAUAACCACUACAAACAGUGUGGUUUGUUUUUGUAUGUAUGUAGUGUUGCUGCUGUUACAGGUCGGUAUUUAUUACACAAUAUGGGGUUGCUCAUUGCAGUUUGUGUGCAAACUGUUCUGAAAUCCACCUCACUACACUUUCCGUAUUUUGCCUGUCAGUAUUGCUGUCCUACAAUAUCAGCUGGUCAUACUUUUGAAUCUAACAAAUGUCAGGCCAUAUGGCACAGUCAUUUUGUACAUUUUGUCUACUAAGUACUAAACUCAAGAUAAUGGGCACAAUAACAGUAGCUAUUUUUUGUUUUAUCUUUGCAUUUAUGUAUUUUACUUUGUGGCACAAAUGUAGUAGUGUGUACUACUUAUCUGAACUAGAUUGUAGAGUUCAGCCUAGUCCAGUAAGAUUCUUCCCAAGAUAUGAAACUGUUUCAAAGAUGCAACUGUAUAGUUGUCAUGUAUCGAAUAAUAAGGGCAAAUGUUCCAAAGAAAUCAGUAUUAAAGCACCAUUUAUGAUUUUAACAUCUGCCAAAUAUGUGAAAUACCCAUUAAAAAAUUUCAUUAAAAUA
Molecule: messenger RNA, 2758 nt
Organism: Clupea harengus (Atlantic herring)
Lineage: Eukaryota; Metazoa; Chordata; Actinopteri; Clupeiformes; Clupeidae
Gene: nceh1a
Product: neutral cholesterol ester hydrolase 1a
Cellular component (GO): membrane
Molecular function (GO): carboxylic ester hydrolase activity
Source: RefSeq, a predicted model, not a curated record